AGUGCCGCCGCGUCUCUCAAAUCAUUCAUUUCACUGUCUGCUCUCUCUCUCAUUUCCAUUUUAACUUCUUCUUCUGAAGCUCCUUCUUUCCAGAUCGAGCUUCGGGAGCUACAAAUUUAGAUUCAAUUUUCAAUCUCUUCAUUCAUGGCAACAAGUUUGUUACAUCUUCAAUGUUGUUACGGAGUGAAUGCGAAACCUAAUCUUCCACCACUGACGUUGCCGCAGAGAACGAACCUUUUUGUUCAGAGUCAUGAAACGGCGUCAUCGUCGUUGAAGGUCACGUGCAAGUCUUCGAGUGAUGUGUUGGAGAAGCACGUGAUCGAGAAUGGGAGGAACGUGACGAGUGAAGAUGAAAACAGAAAGAGUUACACUUGUGUGAUGAAAUUCGGUGGCUCGUCAGUUGCUUCUGCUGAGAGGAUCAUGGAAGUUGCUUCUCUUGUUAUGAGUUUUCCGAAAGAGAUACCUAUUGUUGUUCUUUCGGCUAUGGGAAAAACCACUAACAAGCUCUUGCUGGCUGGAGAAAAAGCUGUGAGUUGUGGUGUUACUAAUGUCUCUUGUAUUGAAGAGCUUAGCUUUAUAAAAGAUCUGCAUCUCAGGACUGUGGAUCAGCUUGGAGUGGACAGAUCUGUUAUUGAGAAGCACCUUGAGGAGUUGGAGCUACUUUUGAAUGGGAUAGCAAUGAUGAAGGAGCUAACUAAACGAACUCAAGACUAUUUAGUUUCUUUUGGAGAAUGCAUGUCUACUAGGAUCUUUGCUGCAUAUCUUAAUAAAUUAGGUGUCAAGGCCCGCCAAUACGACGCAUUCGAGAUUGGUUUUAUAACAACUGAUGACUUCACAAAUGCGGAUAUUUUAGAAGCUACUUAUCCAGCUGUUGCAAAGAGGUUGCAUGGCGACUGGCUCUCUGAUCCUGCAAUUGCAAUUGUUACUGGCUUCCUCGGAAAGGCCCGAAAAUCAUGUGCAGUGACAACACUAGGUAGAGGUGGCAGUGAUUUGACAGCUACAACAAUUGGGAAAGCGCUAGGCUUACCUGAGAUCCAGGUGUGGAAGGAUGUCGAUGGUGUCUUAACCUGUGAUCCCAAUAUAUACCCGAAGGCAGAACCUGUCCCCUUUUUGACCUUUGACGAGGCUGCUGAGCUAGCUUACUUUGGUGCUCAGGUUCUGCAUCCGCAGUCUAUGAGACCUGCUAGAGAAGGUGAUAUUCCAGUUAGGGUUAAAAAUUCCUACAACCCUAAAGCUCCUGGUACUCUCAUCACCAAGGAAAGGGAUAUGAGCAAGGCAAUACUAACAAGCAUUGUUUUGAAACGUAAUGUGACCAUGUUGGAUAUAGUGAGCACUCGCAUGCUUGGUCAGUACGGUUUCCUUGCUAAGGUGUUUUCAAUCUUUGAAGAUUUAGGCAUAUCAGUUGAUGUUGUUGCUACAAGCGAAGUCAGUGUUUCCUUGACUUUGGAUCCAUCAAAGCUAUGGAGCAGAGAACUAAUACAGCAGGAACUUGACCAUGUUGUUGAAGAACUAGAGAAAAUUGCUGUGGUGAAUCUUCUACAAAAUAGAUCCAUCAUCUCUCUCAUCGGAAAUGUUCAACAAUCAUCGUUAAUUUUGGAGAAGGCAUUUUGUGUUCUUCGGCGACUUGGUGUCACUGUUCAAAUGAUCUCUCAGGGUGCAUCUAAGGUGAACAUUUCAUUGGUUGUAAAUGAUAGUGAAGCAGAUGAGUGUGUAAGAGCUCUCCAUGAAGCUUUCUUCGAAACCAAGUUAGAGUUCCAGAAGGAUUACACAAAUGGAAACGGUUCUGUUGCUAAAUCAUCUUAGGAACAAUUUUGAGCCUCAAUUCUUUGUCCCGAAGAUAUAUAUUCCAAUCUUAAAAUGCUUUUGUCAACCAAGCAAUUUUCAACUCAUUCUAAUCUUGUUCGAUUGAGAUGUAGCAAUGGCAAAGCAUAAUAAGUGUAUACUAGUCGAGAGUAUUGCUAGAGUAGCGUGUAGUUGGCCUAUAUUUUAAUAAACCAUGACAUGCCAGAAGCUCCAGAAGUUCUCUUCAUGUCUUUUAAUGAGCAUGUAUUAUAGGGGUUCUAUUUGAGAUAUUAACAUUAUUGAUGUAACCUAUGUUAUUGAACUGAAAAAGUUUAUUUUUCAGGUUCAACUAGUUGGAUAUUUAUUGUCAUGAUUCUUAGAAUGUAUUGAUAAUGUUAGUGCAUCUAAGUAAUUUGAGGAGCCUUUUUCAUCUUGAUUU
Vicia villosa (hairy vetch) is the source of this 2221-nucleotide messenger RNA. Its product is annotated as aspartokinase 2, chloroplastic-like. The coding region runs from base 145 to 1803 and encodes 552 amino acids. NCBI's taxonomy places the organism in Eukaryota, Viridiplantae, Streptophyta, Magnoliopsida, Fabales, Fabaceae. Gene Ontology annotation, cellular component: chloroplast stroma. Gene Ontology annotation, molecular function: aspartate kinase activity. The record is from RefSeq and is a predicted model, not a curated record. Gene Ontology annotation, biological process: amino acid biosynthetic process. The transcript is spliced from 14 exons.